AUGGCUCUGUUCAUGUCGUCCUUGAAUAUCUCUGAUUUCAGAAUCGGCCUUUUCAUGACGCUGACACUUGUAGGUGAUGUCAUCCUCUCCCUGCUUGUCGCGUUAGUAGCGGACAAAAUUGGACGAAGGCUUGUUCUGUUUUCCGGCGGCUGUCUUAUGAUCUUUUCCGGGGUAAUAUUUUGGCUCUUUGAGAAUUAUUGGAUUUUACUAUUCGCGGCUGUCGUCGGCGUCGUGAGUGCCACAGGAGGAGAUUUGGGUCCGUUUAGGUCGGUGGAGGAAUCUACCUUGUCUCAUUUAACUACUCCAAAGACAAGGUCGGAUGUCAUGUCGUGGUAUGUCACAACAUCAACUCUGGGUUCCGCUAUUGGUACGGCGAUGUCUGGCCAGAUAGUGAAGAUUCUACGGAGUAAUGAUGGAAAGUCGGCUACAAAUGCAUACCACACCAUGUUUUGGUCGUAUAUCAUAAUGGGUAGCAUGACCAUGCUUUGCACCGGUUUGAUGAGCCGAAAGUGCGAAGCAAAUCCUGAUACUAGUCAAGGAAGGGUUGGUGAAUCAGCAGUCCCACUGUUAGACGAAGAAGCACCGCUCGACUUGCAACACGAAGCAUCAGAUUCACCAAGUAACUUAAGAGAUGAGGUAGCCGCAGAUCGCUGCAGCUCGACUAACAACAACGUAUCCACCAAUACAACGACACCGGCAUAUUCGCCUCCAACUCCAGGGUCCUUUUUACAAAAACUGUGGACAUUCCGUCGCUUUGCUCAGAUAUCGCCGACGUCGCGAUCCAUCGUGUACCAGCUGUGGAUUCUGCUCACAAUUGAUUCCCUGGCAGACGGUAUGGUGUCCUAUGCAUUGACAAACUAUUAUCUCGCACGAAAAUUCGACUUGACUGAAGCAUACCUGGGCGGUAUCAUGUCGACAAGUUAUCUCCUGAUGGCCGCAUCGACAAUAUUUGCAGGGCCACUGGCGAAACGCCUUGGUUUGGUGAAAACCAUGGUCUUUACUCAUAUUCCGUCUUCAGCCGCCGUGUUGCUGUUUCCUAUACCAAAAAGCAUAGCAUUGUCAAUUAUUUUGUUGUACAUCAGAACCGGGCUGAAUAACAUGGAUCAGGGGCCACGGGCGGCUCUCAUCGCGGCGGUUGUCAAGCCCAACGAAAGGACUGCUAUCAUGGGCAUCACUGGAACUCUAAGAACGUUAGGCUCUACCGUUGGUCCAAGUCUGACUGGCUUUCUUGCAGGCAGCGACAGGUUCUGGAUCGCUUUUGUCAUCGCGGGCGCGUUGAGGCUUGGAUACGACUUGGGCUUGUUCUACCUCUUUGUUGGUCUGGAUCUUGAAGCUCUAGAAGCAGCAAAUGCCAAGGAUUCUCAGCUUGAAAGCGAGCCAGAGACAUAG
Messenger RNA from Pochonia chlamydosporia 170, 1389 nucleotides. Its product is annotated as MFS transporter. The record is from RefSeq and is a predicted model, not a curated record. Gene Ontology annotation, cellular component: fungal-type vacuole membrane. The transcript has a single exon. Gene Ontology annotation, molecular function: transmembrane transporter activity. Gene Ontology annotation, biological process: transmembrane transport. The coding region runs from base 1 to 1389 and encodes 462 amino acids. NCBI's taxonomy places the organism in Eukaryota, Fungi, Ascomycota, Sordariomycetes, Hypocreales, Clavicipitaceae.